Pieris macdunnoughi is the source of this 4389-nucleotide messenger RNA. The record is from the annotation of a GenBank genome assembly. NCBI's taxonomy places the organism in Eukaryota, Metazoa, Arthropoda, Insecta, Lepidoptera, Pieridae.
AUGUCUCACUACCCCCAGCCAGCGUCUCUAGAGGACGCACUUCCUCUGCUGGGGAAGCCGGACCUGCGCAUGCGUCAGUUGUUGGGCGAGCGUUUGACGUCGCUCGUCAGACGAGAGGAGAUCACCCACGAUAUAGCAGCACCAUUGCUGGAUUCGCUGGUCGCUUGGCUCAAUGGGGGCAAUUUUAAGGUAGCCCAGAAUGGAUUGGAGGUGAUAGCUGCGAUAGCUGAGCGUAUGGGACAAGAGUUCUCCCCUUAUGUGCCUACAGUAUUGCCUCAUAUUAUAGACAGAUUGGCAGACACCAAGGAGGGUGUACGCGUGGCUGCACGUUCGUGUAUAACGAGCCUAGACGAUUGCAAGGCUGUCGCUCCACGCUCGUUACUCGCACGUCUGACGCCCGCGUUACAACACAAGGCUGCGCAUACGCGGGAGGAAGCUCUGAAGUGUAUAGCCGCCUUGUUGGAUACCCAUGGAGCGACAGAACUCCAACUUCGCUCGUGCAUACCAAAUCUGGCUGCGCUGGUCGGAGACCCCAACAGCGCAGUGAGAGACGCCGCAGCACAAUUGCUUGUCGAUGUUUAUCGGCAUGUGGGUGAAAGACUAAGGCAAGAUUUAAAGAAGAAAGAACUGUUGCCAGCGCAGAAGUUGGCACUGCUGGAACAGAAGUUUGACGAGGCCAGAGAGGCUGGGCUGAUGUUACCCUCAGCAAACGCGGGUACAGAUGAGCCAGACUUCCUAUCACGGACAGUGAAACGUGCAAUGACAUUACCUACGAGUAGAAGUAGAGAUGGGGACAGUGGUGCCUCAACACCAGCAUGUGAAGUGAAGCGAACAGUGGGCGGCUUAUACAAUUUACCAACAAGUCGUAAGCCACCAGUGAAACUCACAAGUGCGUCUAGUGUUUCGAGCGCCGCAAGCAAUUCAGGCGAAGCUGGUGCCGUUUCGUGUGAAGCGUUUGAAGCUGCUUUUGCGCAUAUCGCCCCAGCCGCUGUGUAUGGGGCAAGGGGCUUGGAGGAUUUGUUCCGCCACGCGGCUGCUUUAUUGGGCGACAGAGGGGCAGAUUGGGAGAAAAGGGUCGAUGCGUUGAAGAAAAUCCGUUCGUUGCUCGUUGCGAACGCGCACGUCCAGUAUCCGACCGAGUUCGCCGCGCACCUGAAGGAACUGUCCGUACCGUUUCUAGUCGUUAUCAAGGAUUUGAGGAGUCAGGUCGUAAGGGAAGCGUGUAUAACUAUAGCGCAUAUGGCGAAGCUGUUGAAGAAUAAGUUGGAUCAGUUCUGUCUUUAUAUAUUACAAGAGGUUAUCAAUCUCAUACAAAAUGCGGCCAAGGUGGUGUCUUCGGCUGGCACUAUAUGUGUGCGUUACAUAGUUAUAUAUGUACAUUCGCCGAGGCUCGUACCGGUGAUAACGACAAAUCUCACCACCAAUAAGUCAAAGGAGAUACGGUCUACGCUAAGCGAGGUCCUAGUGCUUCUGUUGGACCAGUGGUCCCCGGUGGCAAUAGAGAAGCAGCAUCAGGCCAUCAGUGAGGCAAUUAAGAAGGCGUGUGUGGAUGCCGAUAGUACAGCGAGGAACCAUGGACGAAGAGCGUACUGGGCGUACAAGAAACAUUUCCCAUCGGAUGCCGAGCAAUUGUUCUUGAAGUUGGAUUCGGCUGCGCAAAAGCAGAUCGAACGAGAGAGGGUUGGCAGUGUCGAUAGUUUGCAACAUAUUGGAACUGAAAGGAGAAUGAUAACCAGCCCCAGGAGUCCAUCGGCAAGUGUUUCUGCAUCCACGGAGAAUUUGUCAACUUAUCGAAGUAAUUCAUUGAGGAGAAGACGCGCCUCGCAGGAGCGCCCUCCAGUGUCUCAUAUACCAGUGUCUGCUAGAGCCGGCGUAGCAGCGAGGUCGGUAAGCGCAGUAGACGCAGCGGCUGCUCAACGGGCCAAAGCGAGGGCGAUGUAUUCGCAUCUCGCGAGGAAUAAAGUCGCCGCCGGGACUGCUAGCCUGCCUCGCGCCAAACGCUCUCCAGUGAGUGGUACAGUGGCCCCGAGCCCCGAGAGGACUGUCCGAUCUCGUUCCAGGCCUGGGGUCUCUCAGUCACAACCAACGUCGAGGUCUUCCUCACCGUCUUCCAGAAGUGGGCCAGUCUCACUGAACACAAGGAGGCGACCAUCUGGUAUACCACGGUCUUUGGCUGGUUCGAGGGAGACGAGUCCCACAAGAACGGGCAGAUCCAACAGCGUGGUGGGUGUGGUCCGAAAACAGUCAGUAGAGAGGUCCCAAAGACCUCCCACGACCACCCUUCGACUGCUGCAGCAGUCAAGGGACGCGGAGGCUGCUUUGAGAAGCCCCGAAGACAUUUCCGGGUGCGACAGAAGAGAUGACGAUUCUGAAGCGUCAAGUGUGUGUUCGGAACGGAGUUUGGACUCCUAUAGGAGACAUGAUAGCCUGACCUGGUCUUCCCCACGCCUGGGAUGGGAUUCUUCGCCCCCUCCACCCCCGACGCCCGAUAACAUUAUCGCACUGUGUGCGUGUACGCACUGGACAGAACGCAAGGACGGACUCACACAUCUCGCUAAAUAUUUGAACAGCGGGAUGCUCCUCACCGAGGAGCAGUUAAAAAAAUUGACAGAACUUCUGAACAAGAUGUUCGUGGAUGCACACACAAAAGUAUUCUCGCUUCUGUUGGACGCUGUCUGUGAACUAUUGCUGGUCCACGCCCAGCAUUUGAAAGACUGGCUUUAUCAGCUCAUGUUAAAAUUACUAACAAAGCUCGGUACGGACAUAUUGGGAUCAGUCCAAAGCAAAAUCAUGAAGACUUUGGAUGUCAUACACGAGUGUUAUCCAGCUGAGCUUCAAUUGUAUAAUAUAUUCAGGUUCCUAGCAGAUAGCGCUACAGCUCCAACGGCGAAGUCAAAGGCGGCGGCUCUAAAGUUUUUGACGGAUUUAGCGCAUGACUAUUGUACGCCUAAUAGCUUGGCUGUUGCAUUACAAGGUGGCAGCACAAGUGUGGCAGGUCGGGCUUUAACCAAGGUAGCGAACUUGGCGAACGAUUCCAGGUCUGCAGAUGUUCGUACCAUGGCGAGACGAGCCCUCGCAGCCCUGUACGACUGUAAUCCAGUGCCUUUUACAGCGCUCAUGAGCGAAUUGACGGCUGAUACGCAAGCAAUGGUGAAUGGGGUGUUACAACAACACGUGAGGAGGACUUCCAGCACGGGUAGCGAUAGCCCAAUGCGUACAUCGAGCACGGCUUCCAAUCCGGCCAACGCAGAGGACGUGUAUUCGAGGAUUAGGAAGACAACUUCCGAGAUACACACAUACACCGCGCAGCAUUCUAACGCGGAUUGCGGCAAUCAUAUUAUGUCCAGCAAGGACUCUGGAAUCAGCCAAAUGUCGGAUGCCACGUCGUCAGCGAGAGGACCGAAUGUCCCCAACGGACAUUAUACCGGUGAUAUAGGCCGCGCCGCAUCGGCGGAUAGUUCUGAAGAGGCGAAUAGCACGAAGGAGUCGUCGCCGAUACCUCAUAGGGAUUGUACUCAUGGUCACGGAGACUACAGUUCAGCGAAUAUGGCGAGGGACAAGAUGAAGCCACACGAAAUGGACGAGAACGGUCUUUUAAUAACAAAAGCCGGUCUCCGGGAGACGGAGGUGCUGGAGGCGUUGAGCAAAGUGGACGUGUCGAAGGAUCCGGCUGAAUAUUGCGAGCGGCUGUUCGUCGCCACCCACGAGAUCCUCAAGUACGGCGAGUGUAAGAAACCCUGCGAAUAUUUCAAGAAUAUCCUAAGAGUGUCGUUGGCGACUAUUUCAGUUGAGGAAAAUGUUGCAGACAAAGAGAAUACGGAUAUUGCGUCGAAUUUGCAGUCAGGAUGGGCAAACGCCCAUGAGCGAACAGCCGCUGAAGCAGUGAAGGUCCUCAUCUGGUUAUGUCGGAGACCAGAGACACGCUCGCAAUGGCUGGACUAUUUCGAUCUGAUUCUGCUGAAGUUGAUCAACGCGUACGGUGCUCACAGUAAGGAGGUCAUGAGGGCCAUAGACAAUGGGAUGCCGCAUAUCGCUGCUGCGUUGCCGGCUCAGCACGUUCUAGCCCUCUUAAAACCAGUUAUAAGAACCAAAGGAUACCCUUCAUCACUGUGCGCUCUGAAGUUAGCCGCGGAAGUUGCGAAGGUGCGAAGUUCAGAGCUGUCUGAUGAAAUCGUUUCACCUAUAAUGGAGGGCGUGGGACAGCUGGCUGACCACCAAAACUCAGCCGUGCGCAAAGCGGCCAUCUUCAGUAUGGUGGCGUUCACAUUUGCACUCGGCAAAGAGAGAAUGCAGCCCUACUACAAAUAUCUAUCUGUUAGCAAGCUGCGGUUAUUAGAUGUAUACAUAAACAAGCAAAAGGAAGAAGCGACAAAAGGCGGUGGGUCGUAG